This is a messenger RNA of Saccoglossus kowalevskii, 555 nucleotides long. RefSeq names its product piggyBac transposable element-derived protein 4-like. NCBI's taxonomy places the organism in Eukaryota, Metazoa, Hemichordata, Enteropneusta, Harrimaniidae. The record is from RefSeq and is a predicted model, not a curated record.
AUGGGUGUUGAUUCAAAACCAGAGAUAGCAGACUACUGGUCCACCUACCAAGCUAUAAGAAAUGACUACAUUGCCAAUGUUAUGAGCCGCAACAGGUACCAAAAACUGAUGCAGUAUUUUCACUGUAACAACCCAGAAACUGACCCAAUGAAUAUAGUCAAUGAUGAAGAACGCAGAGAAAGGAGAAAAGAAGCGCCUCUGUAUAAAGUACAGCCAGUACUGGAUGCUGUCUUCACCAAUUCCCGGGAAUGUUACAACAUGCAUCGCCAGGUUAGCAUAGAUGAAUCUAUUGUUGGCUACAAGGGUCGUUAUGGAGGAGUACCUACAGUUUUUAUCCAGGGAAAACCCCAUGCUAAGGGAUUCAAAAUAUAUGCCUUGGCUGAUAGCAAAUCAGGCUACAACUACAGGAUUGAGAUCAUGUCAAUUACUGGUAGUCAUGAGAAGUAUAGAAGGGAUGUGUCCAGAACAAGAGAUCUGUGUGAAAGGCUUAUCGUUGACAUUAGGGGAUGCCAUCAUGUCCUGUACACUGACAGUUAUUAUACCAGUGUAGACAUG